Messenger RNA from Chrysochloris asiatica (Cape golden mole), 1911 nucleotides. It is a transcript of the gene SLC4A11, whose product is annotated as solute carrier family 4, sodium borate transporter, member 11. The record is from RefSeq and is a predicted model, not a curated record. Gene Ontology annotation, cellular component: basolateral plasma membrane; plasma membrane. Gene Ontology annotation, molecular function: solute:inorganic anion antiporter activity. Gene Ontology annotation, biological process: monoatomic ion homeostasis; transmembrane transport; monoatomic anion transport. The transcript has 14 exons. NCBI's taxonomy places the organism in Eukaryota, Metazoa, Chordata, Mammalia, Afrosoricida, Chrysochloridae. Bases 1 to 1911 code for a protein of 636 amino acids.
AUGGGAUCCAAGGAAGGUGAGGGCAAUGGGGACAAGACAGAGAAAAGCACCAAGACAGCAACAGAGGUGGGUCGCACGUUUGCCACCAUGUUCUCGGACAUUACUUUCCGCAAGAAGCUCUUAGAGACCCGCACGGUGGAGGAGUUCAAGGAGGCCCUGGUGCAUCAAAGGUACCUGCUCACCAUGGCCAGCCAGCAUCGGCACAAGUCCUCCAAGAAGUACAGUGUUCAUUCUGUCUUUCUUCCCCCUCCCCAACCCCCACAGCGCAAGGACUUCUUCUCUGUAGGGAAAGGCAUCUGGGAUGACAUCGUUCGAAGGUUCCCCGUGUACCCACUGGACUUUACAGAUGGCCUAAUCGGGGACAAGGCAGUGGGCAAAUACAUCACCACCACCAUCUUCCUCUACUUCACCUGCCUCCUGCCCACGAUUGCCUUUGGGUCCCUCAAUGAUGAGAAUACGAAAGGAGUCAUUGAUGUGCAGAAGACCAUAGCUGGGCAGAGCAUCGGAAGCCUCUUCUAUGCGCUCUUCUCUGGACAGCCGCUGGUGGUACUGCUGACCACUGCACCCCUGGCCCUCUACAUCCACGUGAUCCAAGGCAUCUGUGAUGACUACCAGCUGAAUUUCAAAGCCUUCUAUGCAUGGACGGGACUGUGGAACAGCUUCUUCCUUGGACUUUAUGCCUUCUUCAACCUCAGUCUGGUCAUGAAAGUCUUCAAGAGGUCAACCGAGGAGAUCAUUGCCUUGUUCAUCUCUAUCACAUUUGUGCUAGAUGCUGUCAAGGGCAUGGUCAAAAUCUUCAGGAAGUACUACCAUGGCCACCAUUCCCAUGACAAGACUGCAUCCCUGGUGAGCCUGCUGAGCCUCAACACUAGCAUCCACACUGAUCUCAACACUAACGUGCUGACCACGCUACACCCACAGCUUCAGAUUGACAGCCACAUGGACGCGGGCCGAGACACCGCUGUGCUCAGCCUCCUCAUCAUGCUGGGCACCCUCUGGCUGGGCUAUACCCUCUACCAGUUCAAGAGGCGCCCCUACCUUCACCCCUAUGUGCGGGAGGUCCUGUCUGACCUGGCCCUGCCCAUCUCAGUCCUGGCCUUCUCUGUCAUCAGCUCCUACUAUUUCCAAGACAUCCCGAUGAGCAAGUUCCGCUACAACCCCAGCGAGAAUCUGUUUGAGCUGGCCCAGAUGGAUCUUCUGUCCCUGGGGGCCGUCGGCAGUGCCAUGGGCCUCGGCUUCCUGCUUUCCAUGCUCUUCUUCAUCGAGCAGAACCUGGUGGCCGCCUUGGCUAAUGCACCAGAGAACAGGCUUGUUAAGGGCACUGCUUACCACUGGGACCUCCUGCUCAUCGCCCUCAUCAAUACCGGACUCUCUCUGUUUGGACUGCCCUGGAUCCAUGCUGCCUACCCCCACUCUCCCCUGCACGUGCGGGCCCUGGCGUUUGUGGAGGAGCGUGUGGAGCAUGGGCACAUUUAUGAGACGAUCGUGAGUGUGAAGGAGACACGGCUGACUUCGCUGGGCGCCAGCAUCCUGGUGGGCCUCUCGCUGCUCCUGCUGCCCUUCCCACUGCAGUGGAUCCCCAAGCCUGUGCUCUAUGGCCUCUUUCUCUACAUCGCUCUCACCUCCAUUGACUGCAACCAGCUCUUUGAGCGAGUGGCCCUGCUGCUCAAGGAGCAGACUGCAUACCCACCCACGCACUACAUCCGGAGAGUGCCCCAGAGGAAAAUCCACUACUUCACAGGCCUGCAGGUCCUGCAGCUGCUGCUGCUCUGUGUCUUUGGCAUGAGCCCUCUGCCCUACAUGAAGAUGAUCUUCCCCCUCAUCAUGAUUCUCAUGAUCCCCAUCCGCUAUAACCUGCUGCCUCGAAUCAUUGAAGCCAAGUACCUGGACGCCAUGGACGCUGAGCACUGA